ACUUAAAGAGAAAAUUUACUCGUCCCAGAUUUUCUUUCCAUCCAAACGCUCCUCUCUUUUCUUGUUUCUCUCUCAUUGGCAUAAUUCCCUCCAUUUUUCUCACUUUCUUACGAAACAAACAAACCAAAUUGCUCUCACCAGGCGACAAAACAGGGUAUGCUUAAUCUGUAUUCGAGCCUUUAAAAUAAUAGAUUUCUAGGGUUUCGAAUUUGCUCUAGUUCUUGCAAUGAUAUCUGUUGUAAAAAGCGAUAGAGAAGUAGUAACAAAUUCGAAUACAAUCGAGGAGAACCGAGGAGAAGCUAGGUUUUCUGGUGAUGUUGCUGAUAGCCCCGAUGAAGAGAAAGCCAGGGUUUCUGGCUUGGAGCGUGAUUUCAAAGCUCCAGAGAGUGAAGCUAUUGCUAGGGUUUUAGAGAAUAAUGGAUCUACUGAAGAGCUUAAAGCUUUGGCCAGACUCGGUGAGGAGAGUGAUGUAGACGAGGAAAUGGAAGAAGAAUCUAGGGUUUUUGAAGUGAAAAACGAGAAAAACCCAAGUUUUGUUCAAUUCGACCUACAAAAUGACCGAUGUGCUGUUUCUAGAGGUAAUGCGAAGGGAGAGGUUUAUAAUUCCUUUAUGUCUGAGUUCGAUGAUUUUGUUGCCAAUGAGAAGCAUGAGGCCAUGGCGGGAGCAUCUAGGGCAUUGAGUUAUGGGUUUGAAGUGGGUGAUAUGGUGUGGGGGAAGGUGAAAUCACACCCAUGGUGGCCAGGGCAUAUUUUUAAUGAGGCCUUUGCAUCAUCUUCUGUUAGGCGCACCAGGAGGGAGGGUUAUGUGUUAGUUGCAUUCUUUGGGGAUAGUAGUUAUGGAUGGUUCGACCCAGCUGAGCUUAUUCCUUUUGAUCCCUAUUUUGCUGAAAAAUCUCAGCAAACAAAUUCAAGGAAUUUUGUCAAAGCUGUGGAGGAGGCUGUGGAUGAGAUGAGCAGAAGGCGUGGGCUUGGUUUGGCUUGUAGGUGUAGAAAUAAGUAUAAUUUUAGGCCAACUAAUGUGCAAGGGUAUUUUGAGGUUGAUGUGCCAGAUUAUGAGCCAAGAGGAGUUUACUCGGCAAAUCAGAUUAAGAAAGCUCGGGAUGGGUUUCAGCCUAGCGAGACUAUUGCUUUUGUGAAGCAGUUGGCUUUGGGGCCACAAGGGUGUGAUCAGAGUACUAUUGAUUUUGUUAAGAAUAAGGCAACAGUUUUUGCUUUUCGGAAGUCUAUGUUUGAGGAGUUUGAUGAGACAUAUGCACAGGCAUUUGGAGUGCAGCCAAAACUGCCUGUUAAUGAUCCAGCGAGUUUAUCAGAUCAGCCUGUUAAAUAUCCAACCCGGGCCCCUUUGAGUGGCCCAUUGGUGAUAGCAGAAGCUCUGGGUGGUGGGAAGAGCCACAAAAAACCCAUGAAAGUGAAGGACCAUUCAAAGAAAGAUAGAUACCUCUUCAAACGAAGAGAUGAACCAGUUGACUCAGUGACCCUUCAACUUGGCCAAAGGCAAGCAAGUUCCUCAGCCCCUGCAGCAUGUGAGGAAAGUUCAUCAGCAAUAGUAACUGGUGACUUUGUUUUGCAGAAAAGGGCUCCAACAUCUAUUUCAGCAAAACACGAACAUGCUGGAAUUAUCAGCAAGGAAGUUGCAGGUCCUAGUGAAGUAUUUGGUAAAGAAGCAGUGAGCUUAGAUCACGGUCAAAGAUAUCUGGGUGUUCAAACUACUCAAGGUAUAAUUUUAGAUGAAAAAUCAUCUCCUGGUAAGGAGAAAGAUGCUCUGCAAGAAACAAAUGACAAAAUGGGGUCAGAUAUGGUUGUUGAUCCCACAAGUAUGGGUCAGUCUGAUAUUUCUGUGAAGGGGUUGCCGCUGGGUGUAACAGAUAAUACAUCACCUUCUUUUCAGCAAGAAGGUCAUGCCAUUGUUGACUUUAGAUAUGAAGAGAAUUCAAAAGUGUCUCGAAUGAAUGAAGAUUCUCCACAAACUGAGAGUUUUUCUGAAAGAACAGAAGGAGACGGUAGUUUGGAUAAGCUUCGUGAUGCUCUACCUAGUUCCCAUCUUUCACUGGUUGAUGCAAAGCCUCCUGUUGGAAUGAUUUCUGAUGUUGGAGUGAAGAAGGCCAAAGUUCUCAAGCGCCCUUUGGGCGACUUGAGCUCUGAGAACUCUAUUAUAAAGGAAAAAAAGAAGAAAAAGAAGUUGGGUCCAGAAACAAGCCCUGAUCGUCCAAAGAAGCGUUUGGCCAUGGGAACAGGAGGGGCAUUAGUGGGAAAAUCUAGUCUAAUCAGUGCCUCUACCAGAGAGGAUCCUCAGGUAAUCCAUCAGAAGAAAGAUGUUGGCAUCAGUAAUUCCACAUUCAGUAGUGUGGGAAAUAUUGAGCUUGAGGUACCACAUCUAUUGAGUGAUUUGCAUGCUCUUGCUCGUGAUCCCUGUCAUGGUGCCGAAAGGAACAGUCUGAUUACAAUGCAGUUCUUUUUGCGAUUCCGGUCCUUUUUUUACCAGAAAAGCUUGGUUUCAUCACCUCCAUCUGAGAGUGAGCCCAUUGAAAUUCGUGCAACUAAAUCUCCAUCAACCGUUGGGGUUUCUGACAGUUCUGCUGAGAACGUCAGAGAUUUGUCAACUUCAAAACCUUUAAAAUCCAUAGCCAGACCAGAUGAUCCAACAAGAGUUGGACGGAAACGAUUGCCAUCUGAUCGUCAAGAAGAAAUUGUGGCAAGGAGAUUGAAAAAACUUAGUCAGUUGAAAACAUUAGCUGCAGAAAAGAAGGCAGGUCAGAGAACUUCGGAAACCCAACGAUCAGAAGGGAAAGAACUGGCCACUGCUGCUCCACCAAAGCCAGCCAAAUCAGAGUCUUCCAAGAAAAUAGAGCCUCACCAUAGAGCAGUUGAGCCCACCAUGCUAGUGAUGAAGUUCCCUCCUGGGACAUCUCUUCCCUCUGUUGCUGAGCUGAAGGCAAGGUUUGCUCGAUUUGGAUCAAUAGAUCAGUCAGCUAUCCGUGUCUUUUGGCAGUCCUCAACGUGCCGUGUUGUGUUCCGGCACAAGCUUGAUGCACAGGCAGCAUACAAAUAUGCUGUUGGAAACAAUUCCUUAUUUGGUAAUGAUGUGAAUGUGAGGUACACUGUUCGGGAAGUAGGAGCUCCUGCACCUGAAGCACCUGAAUCUGACAAGGGAAGAGAAGACGACACUUCCGUUGAGGCCCCACGGUUAAAGGAUCCAGCAAAUGAAAGACUACUUAUGCACCAGCCUCUUCCUCAGUCAACCAUGCAGCUCAAGUCCAUUUUGAAGAAACCAACAGGCGAUGAAGCAGGGCAGGUAACUGGUGGUAAUGGUGGUAGAGGGACUGCUCGUGUAAAAUUCAUGUUGGGUGGGGAAGAGACUAGUAGGGGAGAGCAAUUGAUGAUUGGUAAUAGAAACUUCAACAACAAUGCUAGUUUUGCUGAUGGUGGUGCACCUACUUCUUCUGUUGCUAUGGAUUUUAAUAGUAAGAACUAUCAAAAGGUUAUGGCUCCAUCUCCAUCGCUAAUUCUCCCCCUUCCUAGUCAAUUCGCAAAAGUCCCACUUAAUAACUCGCAUCAUACUGAAGUAGCACCUAGAAAUUUUCAUAAUCUGAAUAUUCCCAUUGCUCCACCUAGCAUGCCAAGCAUAGACAUUUCACAGCAGAUGCUAAGCCUUUUGACAAGGUGCAACGAUGUUGUAACCACCGUCACGGGCUUGUUAGGCUAUGUGCCUUACCAUCCUCUCUGAUGACUACAACUACUAGUACGGGACAACCACUGAUUUACUACAAGAAAAAGCCACUGAUUUCAUGUCCAAACCUCUGCAUGCAUUGCCUUUUGGGAACCGGGGGAGAAGCUGCCUAAAUUUUUCUCAUGGGAUGUAUGUCGUUGUGGGCAUCACGAGCUGUUAAUUGGGACAAUAAUUAAGGUAAAUCCAUGAUGGAUUGUGAUUGGUCUUCUGUUGUGUUGCCAUGAGUAAAUGUACCCAUACAGAUGGUGCCAUCUCUUUUUAUAUUUCCUUUUUUUUUUGGGUCAUAUUUACAACUUUACCACACUUUUGUGCUUGAAGUGCAUGUUAGUAUGUUGUUCUUAGAUUGUUGUUUAUUUGGGUACCAUCUUGAGUUGAAUUCAACAUUUUAAUUUUAGAAAAAAUUCCAGUAUUAUUAAAUUAAAAUUAAUUAAGUUGUUUAUUUGAUUAA
This is a messenger RNA of Hevea brasiliensis (rubber tree), 4175 nucleotides long. RefSeq names its product PWWP domain-containing protein 1. The record is from RefSeq and is a predicted model, not a curated record. Lineage: Eukaryota; Viridiplantae; Streptophyta; Magnoliopsida; Malpighiales; Euphorbiaceae. The transcript has 2 exons. Bases 227 to 3724 code for a protein of 1165 amino acids.